Molecule: messenger RNA, 1588 nt
Organism: Medioppia subpectinata
Lineage: Eukaryota; Metazoa; Arthropoda; Arachnida; Sarcoptiformes; Oppiidae
Source: the annotation of a GenBank genome assembly
CUUGUGUUAUCACAAGAGUCUUGUGAUUAAGUUUUGAGUCCAUUCACUGUAGAGUACAUCGAAAUAUAUAUUCGGGGUAAUCCAAGUGAUCACACGGUGUGAGUGACCAAACAUGAGUGCCGUUAUCCCCAAAGUGUCAAAACUAAGUCCACUCAUAACCCGUGUGUUGGGCUGUAAUCCGGGUCUUAUGACUCUUCAGGGAACCAAUACUUAUUUGGUGGGAAAGGGACGCAACCGUACGCUCGUAGACACCGGCGAACCCAAUGUCUCGCAGUAUAUCUCUUCGCUGAAGAAUGUGAUCGACGAGAAUGGCAUCAAAUUGUCUCAAAUAGUGAUCACUCACUGGCACAGCGACCACAUCGGCGGUGUGUCUGACGUACUCCAGUCUCUUCAGCUCAACGACACUGACUGUACGAUAUAUAAGAUGUGUAGCGAAGAACACGACCGCCAGUACUCGUCGGCCAUACGUUUCCAUUACUUACGGGACGGACAGCGGUUGCGGACGGACGCCGACCACGAGAACGGAGUGACACUGCGAGCGGUCGCCACUCCCGGACACACGACUGACCACUUGAUUCUGGUGUUAGAGGAGGAGAACGCGGUCUUCAGCGGUGACUGCAUUCUGGGCGAAGGGACGGCCGUCUUCGAGGACCUCUACUCAUACAUGCAGUCAUUGCAGAUAAUACUGGAUCUGAAGCCGUCGGUCAUAUAUCCAGGACAUGGAAACGUUGUGAAUGAGCCGAUGACCAAAAUUGAGGAAUAUAUCGCCCAUAGACUGCUUCGCGAGCAACAGAUUCUCAAUGCGAUGACCGCUGCGGACAGAGCUCUUACUUCUAUGGAAAUCGUGACAAUUGUUUAUAAGGAAGUAUCGGAACAGUUAUAUACGGCCGCAGAACUCAAUGUUUGCCAUCAUUUGGAGAAAUUGGUUAAAGAGAGCAAAGUGUGGAAAAUGAAUGAAAACCUAAUCAUUAAAUAUACAAUUAGUGAAUACUACACUGCUCUUAAUAAAACUGCUCUUGAUCAAAAUGUGAAAGUAAUGAUUGAAAGUAUGGAUCAAGUGAUGGCAUCGAUAGAGCGUGACCAAAUGGCAGCGAUGGGAGACUUUGCGCCGUCUAUUCUUCCGGGUUUCACUCAAACACUGGCUCUCGUGUCGAGACUAUCCGAAUCAAGAGUCGUUGUGUCCGCAAACCCGACUCACACCGACUCAACACUUGUGGCCAAUCACUGCCGACCAGUCAAUGGCGACCGAAGGCCCGCUCUUUCGGUUAGAGUCGGCGUUGCGUUGGUUUGCGCUAUGGAUUGGGCGACGGCUGGAGUGCAUGUCAUACACGCCAUGCCGUCGGCGAACCCGCGCUGUAAUGAAGGAGUAGUUUGCGAAGUGUGGACACCGGCUGUAAGGGCUGUGAGCGGUGAAGAGGUGGUGAUGUUUGAGACACAGACGCGCGGAGUUGACGGCGACGACAGCAACGACGGCGACAUUCAAACCCUAAUUAAAAGGCUUGAAUUAGAGUACAGACACGGAGUUCCUACGCCUCCCCUACAGCCGCCGCCACACAUGAAUGUCCACAAUGAGGGCGGAGAUAAUUGA